Molecule: messenger RNA, 5741 nt
Organism: Mizuhopecten yessoensis (Yesso scallop)
Lineage: Eukaryota; Metazoa; Mollusca; Bivalvia; Pectinida; Pectinidae
Product: kelch-like protein 11
Exons: 5
Coding region: 74-2080 (668 amino acids)
Molecular function (GO): protein binding
Source: RefSeq, a predicted model, not a curated record
GGGAAGUAAUCGUGUGAUGACUAAAAGUCUUCCUUCAAGGCAAAUGAUAUUGUCUUGGUGAGAAGGGAUCAUCAUGGAUAUUCCAUUUCCGAGGCAGUUCGGCAGCAAAAGUGCCCAUGCCUUGCUCCUGCAGCAGCACCUUCAUGACCAGAUGAUGUCACAGUCAGAAUUUUGUGAUGUCACUCUGGUGGUGGAUAAUGUGGAGAUAAAAGCCCACUGGUGUGUGCUGGUGUCCUGUCCAUACUUUCAGUCCCUUUACGACAGCGGCCUUGCAGAAAGAUUUUCUGGGACAGUCGAGCUACACAUUGGAAAACCUGGCGCCGUCCGCUCCGCUUUAGAGUUCCUGUAUCUUGGUAAUGUGAAAAUCAGCUACGACAACGUACAGGAACUCCUAGAGGUGGCCGACUAUUUCCAGAUCAUGGAGUUAAAACGAGCAUGCCAGGACUACCUCUACUCCGUCAACAUCAACACGGACAAUUGUGUACGAAUCUGUCUCAUGUGUAGUCUCUAUGACCUUGACCUUUACACAAGGGCAUUUGAUUUCUUACGAGGGAAUCUACCAGAAGUGAUGCAAAAGGAAGACAUUUUGUCGCUCACACACGAUUCUGUGUUGUCCCUUGUGACCGACCUGUCAUUAUGUUAUGUGUCUCAGUCAGACUUUUUUCGGUUUAUAGUUCGCUGGGUGCAGUUUGAAGAGGAGGUAAGGUUGACCUACUUUGAAGAGUUGUUUUGUGCUUUGAAUCUUCUUGGCAUUCCAAAGAAGUACCUUGAGGAAGAGGUAGAGCAACAUAAAUUUGUUAGCGGCAGUGAAAAAUGUAAAGAUGAGGUGCUCAGUGUCAAAUCAAAAUACAAGGCAGGACUUAUUGAAGAGGAUUCAGGAAUGAGAGAUGUUGUUAUCGUGGCAGGGGGUAGUGGUGAUGGACUUUACUUCAACAAUCUCUUCCAUCUAUUCCCUUUCUCGGAAAGUAUAUCUGUUUGCUCUGUGUAUGGGUUUGUUGUGAACGAAGGACGCUGGAUAGAGUUAGCUCCCUUACCAGUGAAAAUGAGAAAACCAGUGGUCACCUAUGAUCCCCUGGGCUACCUGUACGUGUUCAACACGGCUCAUUCAAACUACGACUCAGUUUUCAUUGUGUACAAAUAUAACAUUGAAGAGAAGACAUGGACAAGCUUUCGACUCCAAAUACCGGACAGUAUUACAAAUGUGUUCAUCCAGAAUAUUGUGUCGUGUAACAGUCGUCUGUAUGCAAUUGUAUCUGGUAAUAUGCCUUCAGCACACAAAACCCCACCUGUGGAGGAAUGGCAGACAGUCCUCUUAGAAGUCAAGGAAGACACGGAGAGUGUUAUCAAGUGCAAUCUCUUCCAGGGUAACACCACCAAUGCACAGAUCACUUCUCUCGGGGUCAAUAAUCGCCACGUCUGUGUGCUGGUGUGGAAACACGGUGCAAAGGGCAAGAAGAGUCGUCAAUAUGCAAAAUUUGUCAUGUACGAUGCAGUCACUGAGAAAAAGCUUGACCAAUCCAAAGGAGCGUUUUGGGACAGCAUACUGAUUCCAAUAGAAAAUGAGCUUGUCACCUGUAGGAUGGGUAAGUAUACUGCCAAGAAGUAUUCCUUCAGUGACAAACGAUGGAAGGGGGUCAAGGGACAGAUAAUGUCACAAUUACCCGAGGAUCCUACCCGCCAGGAUUUCUCUUAUCACUCGGACGGCGUCAACUUUUAUGUAUUUGGCGGAAAGGAUGCCUCAACCAAGAAACUCUUGGAUACCGCUUUCAGGUUCAAUUUUGAGAAAAGGAAGUGGACCAAGCUGGAAAAUAUGCCACAGGCUGUGAUGCAGAGUGCCAUUUGCCACGUGAAAAUGCCGGCAGACCAUGUGCGAUGCCACAUCAGUUGUCCACAUUGUGUGUACCACACACGUAAGAGCCAGGCGGUGUAUGACGUUGAAUGUUCGUUUGAUGAAGGAGAUGAUGACACAGAUUGUGACUAUUCAUAUGAUGAUGAUGAAGAAGACUUCCCUUCAGAUCACUGGGAAGACUACUUCGACUAUUAUGAUCCCUAUCAGGAUCCCUAUCAGGACUGGUACUGAUCAUCAAAUUCUCGUGUCGCUGGAGAACUGGUACUGAUCAACAAAUUCACCUCUUGUCGCUCGAAUGAUGGCUAUUAUUAUCCCCUCACUGGUCACCUGUACAACAGCCUGACAGCUGCUUAUUCUACUUCCCCUGUGAUCACCAUGACAACUGCUUAUUCCACUUCCCCUGUGAUCACCAUGACGACUGCUUAUUCUACUCCCCCCUCAAAUCACCAUGACCAUAUUGCCUAUUCCACUUCCCCUUGUAUAACCAUGACAACUGCUUUUAAUUAAUCCACUUCCCCUCAAAUCACCAUGACGACUGCUUAUUCCACUCCCCCUCAAAUCACCAUGACCAUAUUGCUUAUUCCACUUCCCCUUGUAUAACCAUGACAACUACUUUUAAUUAAUCCACUUCCCCUCAAAUCACCAUGACGACUGUUGAUUCUGGUUCCCUUUUCCCUUAGAUCACUAAGAUGGCUGUGUUUUUGACCAUGUGAAUGUGAUAGAUGAGCUGAUCAAAACAUCACAAUGUAACCUAUUGCAUAUAAAUUAGGACUAUUUCAUGGUUUUGUAAUGGAGCCCAUUUCAAACAGUCACAAGAAGAAAGGAAAUAAGAUUUCCAGUCAGUUUUCCGAGAGAUGUUGGUUGUCCUGAGAUUUCAUAUAUAUAUAUACUAUUUAUACUUAACAUGAUAUACUGGUCACAAAAUACAGCAUUACACAGGGAUCUUUUGUUAGUAACUAGUAUACAUAUGGUAUUUACAUUGUUUGCUUUUCAUUUUACGGUUUUUAGCUCACCUGGCCAAAAGGGUCAAGUUAGCUUUUAUUUUUAUGAAGGGCUCGUGGUCAACAUCUGUCAUCUCUGUCCGUCACUCUCAAGGUCACAAUGGUUGAUGAUUAAAAACCUUCAAACAACUUCUUCUGAAUAACCCAAGGGCCCAGGGUAAUGCUAUCUGGCCAGUAGCAUGCUUGGAUAAAGGGCUACCAAGUUUGUUCAAAUAAAUAACCUUGGCCCCUUUCAAAGUUCCAGAGAUCAAAUAUGUUAAAAUCUUGAAACAACUCCAGUCCUCAAUAACUGGAAGGCCAAGGUUAGGAUGGUGAAUUUUGCUUAAUUUAGCUCAUUUUAAUAAGGUUGCUUUUGUUUUGCUGGUGUGAGAUUAAUACCAGGUGAGCUAUUCAGGCCCAUUUGGGCUUCUUGUUUAUACAAAUUGCUCCACUAUUCCAGUUAUGUUGUUAUCUAGCUACUUGAGUGUUGAAAGUGACUGCAUAUUUGAGGUUCCACUGAAUUUGUGGUUCCAGUCGAUGUAAUCUUGAAAACUGCAAAAAUAUUCAUGCUAUGUGUAUACGGUAUCAGCUGCAGUCUGCACACUGUUCUGUAAAAGCAAAUAUAUUAAAUUGGAGGUUUUCUAAACUUUUGAGAAAAGAACAUUCUUAGAGGCAAUUUUUUACACAGUGAGAAAUGUUUGGUGUCACAAAAUAUGUUUUGAUACUCAAACUUGUAAAAUUUGUAUUAACAUUUAGUCUGCUAGAUCAGGAUCAAAUAGAUUCUGUAGCUUAUUGUCAUAAUUAUAAUUAAUUGUAAUCAUUUUGACAUGACACCGUUCCAAAUGCAUACUCUGAAUUAAUUUUGUUUUCAUCCAGAUCGAUUUCAAAACUAUUGAAAAUUUCACAGUGCUUGUUUACAUGUACCUGUUUAUAUAUAUAUGUUCAUCUUAUAAACAAGGAUUUUUUUUUUGUGAAUUCUUUCUUAUUUUACAUCAGUUUGUUCCUUAAAGUCUCUAAAAUCCCCCCAAUAAAUCUAUUGUUAGUUGUGACCUUGCCACUUACCUCUGACUGUUAUAAACUGUAGUACAAUUUUCUGCAAUUAUUUUAGUGUCGACACAAUAAAACAGUUUUGGUGGAUUGUAGAAUUCAGUUUACAUUUAACACACCAAGUGUAGUGCUGGUAUAAAUUUGCCACCUUCUAAUUAUAGCACCAGUCUGCUGUAUUUCAUGAUACCAUAUUCGUUUGUUCGUUACAAACUUUUAUGCAUCACCAUCAUUAUAUCGCCAAACCUCCUUGUAAUUUCAAUUUACCCAGACAAAAUGUGGUAUUAUAAAGGGGUCUUACUGUGUUUGUAUCCUUUGGAAAGAAAUUUUGUCACAUAGAUUCAAUUUGUCACAAACAUAAUUUCUGAGUUCCCAUCUAGAUCCCCUGGCUUUUGUUAUAAAUGCAUUUUGAUUUUCAUGUUCUUUGUGGGCACAAAAAACACUUAUUACAAUUAGGCUUAAUUAGACAUCAAAAUAUGAUGCAAUAAAUUAAAUGUCUUUCUUUGUAUGGAGAAUUUCUUUAUGAAAUGUUUUCAUUUGUGUUUGGAAUUUGAAAUUUGGAGUGAAAGCUAGUCAGAAAUGACUGACUAUUUCCUCUUAUAUUUGUUUUGAUGUGACACUGACACUCAAACAAAUUUAAGAGGAGAAAAUCAGUUAUUUAGGAUUAAGUGAAAGCAUGUAAUUUCUCACAUUCUUGUCUGAGGAAAUUCAGGGUUGAAUGAGAGUUUAACUAUUUGCAUUACAUUUAUAGAUUAUUCAGUGUUUUUGUUACCUAAAUUUUUACAACAGCCAGUUUGUUUAUAAAUUGGGAAAAUACAGCAUUAUUUGUAUUGAAUUUGGGAAUAUAUUCCCCAGUUUUGGGUAAUUUUUGGAGAAUAAGGCACUUUUUAGCUAGGGGAAACAGCCUGUAUUCGGCAGUAAAACCGAGCAAAAAUAAAAUAAAAAAAUUGUUGAUAAUAUCCACAAACUUUAGUCUACAAAAAAUAAACGCUAGAGUCACCUGACCGAUAACAAGUAUCAUUAUGUUAGCUGAUCAGCUGUAUAUUGUGUUUUGUCUUAUUUUCAAGUGACUAUAUAUAUAUAGAUGCUUGGUUUUGUGAUUCAGUUAUUUCUAAUACAGGCAAAUACAUGUAAUAAUUUGUAUUUCUCUGCAAAAAAUAAAUAAAUUAUCCACCUAAUAAUAAUUUUUAAAAAUCUUUAUCAUCUGUGAGCAUAUUCGAGCAAUAAUCUGAAGCUAUCGGAGAUUUUAAUGUUUUAACACAGUCUAGAAAUGAAGAAGUUAUGUAUCAAAUUGGUGACCGUGUUCUCUACCAACUCUUCUGUGUUUUAUAUUUGUCUGGUCCAUAAGGUUGUGAAACAUAAUCAUUUUAACAAGUUAUAUACCUAUAUAUCAAUACUCAAUACUGGUGUAAUUUUUCUGUAAAACCAAUAUACACUUAUUUACUAACUGCAGUUGGAAUUUGAAGUCAGGUUUAUUUUGAUGCAAUAUCCAAUAAUUAUUUUUGCAAUUAAAUAUCAUUCAGAUAAAUAUUAAGCAAGCAAUCAAAAUCUGAACAACAUAUAAAAGUUGCAUAUUUGCAAUUUUAAACGGAAGAUCAAAAAAAGAGUGUUGCCCAAACAUUCAGAAGAAAAGAAGUCUUAUGACCAAAAGAACAGUUCGAAUCACAUCUCUAACUCUUCACCAGGUAUAUAAACGGGUGAGGUCGUUAAGGGGAAGUAUACAAUAUCCAAUCUGUGAUUUUAAUGUACUGAACAACAAAGGGGGACAAGUGGUUUAAUUCUAUUACAAAAUUUAGCAUAAUAGUGAUUCAUGUUUGAUCCCAGAUCAGCACCACAACAAUGUUUAAUAAAAGAAUGAUGGGAUUUAU